AUGGAAAAUAAUUCGAGGGAUCGCAAAUCGGUGCAAAUUUCGUCCAAUGGAAAGACGGGAAAAGGGGAAUGUGUAAACAUUUCAGAAACGAGAAAAACGUUGCAUAAAUGUGUUCAUAAGAACCAUUUUCACGUUUCAAAAAAUAAAGCUGAACUCAAUGGAAAAAGGGUUAACACCAUAGAUGUGGAUUUUUCAUCUAAAAAGCAAACAUUGAAUGGAAUGUCGAAUGGCGGACAGAUCAGCAUACUCAAUUCUAAACAAAUUCAUGAAUUAGAGAAUCAAAAGCCACCAUUUGAUGCAGCUCCUGCUGAUAUAUCCAGAAAUAGAGAGAAAACAUUCACUGAUGCUAUAGAAUCUACGAAUAAUUCUAUUUUAAGCAGCGAUUAUCUAUCCUUCGGAACGACAUUUCACGAUAAGGGUACAUGCAACCCUUGUAGAUUUGAAUGGACACGUGGGUGUCACAUGGGAAAUCAUUGCAGAUUUUGUCAUCACCCAUCUCAUGUUACUCCAGGUACUGUGCGUGUAAUUCCAGAUCCACGAACUUUAGCAAAAACCAAAAUUAGGCCUGAAAAUAUUUUACCUUCUCGGAAAUAUAAUGGUUCCUCAAAUACCCAUGUAGAUUAUCCUUUGAAUGCAAAUCCAGAAUUGUUAGCAAGUACUUCAAAUCACCUUUGUAACGAAAAGGACAAAAUAAAUGACACAGAAAAAACUAACUCUAAGAACCCAUCAAAAAAUUUACACACUUACAAUGGAUAUACAAAUAAUUCUGCUUUGAAAACUGGAAAUAAUUGUCAAGAUUCGAGAAUUUAUUCAGGUCCCGAUGAAGACAUACAGAAUCAUGACUACAGUAGCAGGGGAAGUGUAGUGGGAGUACACGACAGAAGUGAAGUAUGCAGGGGAAGUGAAGUAUGCAGUGAAAAUGAAGUAUGCAGUGAAAAUGAAGUAUGCAGUGGAAGUGGAUCACAAAAUGGAAGCUAUCCGAUGAGUGGGAGCUUGAGAAAUUAUGGUAGAGAAGCAGAGUAUGUUAGUGGAAUUCACUAUGGAAGAAAAGUGAGUUACAGAAGUGUACGAUCUGAUGGAAUAGAUGUUGACUUUCCCAAUGGUUCAGAUCAUUUCCGUGUUGUUAACGAUUUCCCUGGUGUAAACAGCCCAAACAGUAUGAACAGUUUUAGUGUUGUGAAUGGUAUGAAUGAUGCGAUGAGUGUAAGCGAUAUAGAUAGUAGUCAUCAUGCGAAUGAUGGAAGUUAUAUGAACGAUGGAAGUUAUAUGAACGAUGGAAAUUAUAUGAACGAUGGAAAUUGGAUAAAUGGUGGAUAUUGGAUGAACGAUAGAAAUUAUAUGAACGAUGAAAGUUAUAUGAACGGUGGAAAUUGGAUAAAUGGUGGAUAUUGGAUGAAUGAUAGAAAUUGGAUGAAUGAUAGAAAUUGGAUGAAUGAUAGAAAUUGGAUAAAUGAUAGAAAUUGGAUGAAUGAUAGAAAUUGGAUGAAUGGUGAAAGUUGGAUGAAUGGGGGAAGUUGGAUGAAUGAUAGAAAUUGGAUGAAUGAUAGAAAUUGGAUGAAUGAUAGAAAUUGGAUGAAUGAUAGAAAUUGGAUGAAUGAUAGAAAUUGGAUGAAUGAUAGAAAUUGGAUGAAUGAUAGAAAUUGGAUGAAUUGUAGAAAUUGUAUGAAUGGUACAGGAUUUAUGAAAAGCAGCAAUUGCACGAAUGACACUAUAUCUACAAAAUGUACGAGCCGUACGAACAGUAUCAGUUGCUCGAGCAGCGUCGGUUGCACGAACCGCGCUAACUCCUCCAACAGAAGGGCUUCCAUGAACAAUGAGUGUGAAAUGAAUGAUAUGAACUCAAGGGCUCACAUAAGUGGCACACAUGGAAUGAACCACAUGAAUAAUGCGAACUACCCAAACUAUACAAGCUGUGAGAUGUGUGCGAACCGUAUGAAUUGUAUGCACUGCAUGAACGGAAUGAACUACAAUAAUGGUUUUAAUAAUAUGAAUAAUAUGGAUUAUGUGCAUUGUCCACAUGAUAUGAACGGAAUGUGCUUCCUUAGCAGGAUGAACUAUGUUGAUUACCUGAACAGAAUGAACUAUAUGAACAGCUUGAACUACAUGAAGGAUAUUAAUUACUGGAGACGCAUGCACUUUCCGAGCGGAACGAGCAGCACGAGCAGUAUGAACUGGACGAGAAGUACGAACGAGACGAGCAGCACGAACAGAACAAGAAGCACUAACGGAACGAGCAGCACGAACAGAACCAGAAGCACUAACGGAACUAACAGAACGAACCGAACGAACAGAACGAAUCGAACGAACAGAACGAGCAGCACGAACCGAAUAAACCGAAUGAACCGAACGAGCAGCACGAACCGAAUGAACCGAACGGGCAGCACGAGCAAUGCACAUAGAAUGAAUUACGAAAACGGAUCGAAUAGGAACUUCCCAAAUAAUUUAAAUCAGUACCAUGAUAUGAACUGUUGCAACAUUUUCAAAGAUAAUAUGUGUUUUUGCUGUAGUCGUAGAAUAUGCAACCCCAUUUUGAGUCAUCCAAUGAAUGAAUUUAAUGGAAGGGUGGUGAUAGACACAUUUUUAAAAAAUAAAGAUAUGUAUAAAAAUUUUAAAAUGUGGGAAAAUUUUCCGAGAAAUUCCUCCCCUAAUGUAAACAGUUCUGACAUGCCCACGAAUACAAAAUAUUUCACAGAUUGA
Plasmodium gonderi is the source of this 2697-nucleotide messenger RNA. RefSeq lists its product as hypothetical. Gene Ontology annotation, molecular function: metal ion binding. The record is from RefSeq and is a predicted model, not a curated record. Bases 1 to 2697 code for a protein of 898 amino acids. The transcript is spliced from 3 exons. Lineage: Eukaryota; Apicomplexa; Aconoidasida; Haemosporida; Plasmodiidae.